AUGGGUUGUGUGGUGUUGGUUGAUGUAACAUUUUGGAUUGUAAUGGGUUCGGUAAUGUUUGGUGGAAGGGUGGUAUUUGGUGACGGUUGUGUGGAAGUAGAUUAUUUGGAUCAUGGUGACCAAUGCGUUACCUGUGAAGUAUGUAAUGCAAAGUUAUGGGAUGCAGAAAAAGGAAGAGGAAGAAGAAAGGAUGGAAAAAUGUGUUAUUUCUUACGUUGUUCUUACGGCAUAGUAGAGCUUCCAGAUUACAAAGAUGCCAGAGGAAGUUAUCGGAUCCUAUUUAGUAACAAAAAUAAGGAAAGCAAACACUUUUUGAAAAAUAUUCGCCGUUACAAUUCCAUGUUCGCAUUUACUUCAAUGGGUGGUAAGGUUGACUCAACGGUUAAUAGAGGCAAUGCUCCUUUUUGCUUUAGAAUUAGUGGAGAAAAUUAUCAUACAAUUGGAGGUCUUAUGCCAAACAACGGAGCGCAACCAAAAUUUUGCCAACUAUACAUAUACGAUACUGAGAACGAACUUUCAAACAGGCAAGCGAUAUUUAGUCGUUCAGAGGAUGCAUCGUCUUCUUAUUCUGCUACUCUUGAUCGUAAGUUAAUAGAACAUAUAAAAGAUGUUUUAGAUAACGACAAUGAGUUGGUCAAAACUUACAGAAGAGUUAGGGAUUCUCUUCAAGAUAGCCCUCAUGUAAAUUUGAAGCUUUGCCUAAUCGGAACAAGAGAAAAAGAUGGUCGGACGUAUAACUUACCAACGGCGGGUGAGAUUGCCGCUCUCAUUGUUAGAGAUAUUGAAAAUGUAAUUGACAAUAGAGAUAUUGUUGUUGAGACUCAAACUGGUACACUGAAGAGAAUUAGUGAGUUGCAUCCGUCAUAUCUCGCACUACAGUAUUCGAUUUUGUUUCUGUACGGAGACGAUGGCUACAGAAUUGAUAUCCCUCACAGAGGUGUCAUUGAUGUUGUUAAUAAGAAACAUCCAAAUUGUACUAUGAGAGAGUUCUUUGCUUAUCGUAUGCAGGAUCGGAGAAAUCAGUUUUCGUUAAUCUUGAAUUCUAAGAGGCUAUUCCGGCAGUUCUUGGUUGAUUCUUAUACUAUGAUAGAGAGCGAGAGACUUAGCUAUAUACGAUAUCAACAAAAAGAUCUUAGGUCUGACACAUAUGAAAGCCUCCGUAAAUUAAAAACGCACGAUCAAGAUGAUAUAUCUAAGGCUGGAAAACGUAUCUUCUUGCCAUCUUCUUUUACUGGUGGAGCACGAUAUAUGAUGCAAAACUAUUUAGACGCUAUGGCUCUGUGUAAAUGCUUUGGUUAUCCGGAUUUUUUUAUAACCAUAACAUGCAAUCCCAAAUGGCCAGAAGUUCAACGCUUUCUCAAAUACACCAAUCUCAGUCCGGAAGAUAGGCCUGAUAUCCUUUCCAGAUUGUUCAAAAUUAAGCUUGAUUCAAUUUGCAAAGAUUUAAAAAAGAAUCAUCUAUUUGGCAAAGCUUCAGCAGUUGUUUACACAAUCGAGUUUCAAAAACGUGGUUUGCCUCAUGCCUAUUUAUGCUUAUUCAUGGAGCCUAAAUCGAAAUUACCUACGGUGGACCAUGUUGAUGCAUUUAUAUGCGCAGAAAUACCAGACAGAAAUCAAAGAUCCAGAAUUAUUCAUGCUUGUGAAAGAAUAUACGAUACACUGUCCAUGUGGUAA
This is a messenger RNA of Helianthus annuus (common sunflower), 1674 nucleotides long. RefSeq lists its product as uncharacterized. The record is from RefSeq and is a predicted model, not a curated record. Lineage: Eukaryota; Viridiplantae; Streptophyta; Magnoliopsida; Asterales; Asteraceae. The coding region runs from base 1 to 1674 and encodes 557 amino acids. The transcript is spliced from 4 exons.